Symbiodinium necroappetens is the source of this 19932-nucleotide messenger RNA. NCBI's taxonomy places the organism in Eukaryota, Dinophyceae, Suessiales, Symbiodiniaceae. The record is from the annotation of a GenBank genome assembly.
AUGAUCACCCUGAUUCUCGAUGGCCGCUAUGAAGUGUUUGUGCUGCUUGUUAUUGCACUUGUGGUAUCACUGUCUUUCCAUGAAUUUGGUCACGCGAUUGUGGCUAAAUGGCAGGGUGACGAUACAGCGGAGCGGGCUGGUCGUCUUACCUUGAACCCGAUUGCCCACCUUGAUCCGGUGGGUUUUCUCAUGGUUGUUUUCAUCGGUAUUGGUUACGCCAAGCCGGUGCCUACUGAUCCGCGUAAUUUCAAGUCUGCGAUAUCUGAUUUAUACGUUGCGGCAGCAGGACCGUUGAUGAAUCUGUUAACGGCGCUGAUCAGUUGGAACAUUUUCCUGUUGCUGAUCAAAGCAGGUUGGCAGAAUCCUGGCGGCGAAUUAUUUUUCACGCUGCUUGCGCAGAUCAAUCUGCUGUUGAUGCUGUUUAACCUGAUUCCUCUGGGUCCUCUGGAUGGGCACUAUAUCCUGCCGCAUUUCCUGCCGAAAAAUCUGGCCUACCAGUAUCGGGUCAUGAAUAUGCGUUAUGGCACCGCGAUUUUCCUGGGCUUGAUCGUGGCCAGUUUUAUGGGGUUGCCUCUGCUGGUAUAUCUGCAGAAAGCCUCUUUAUUCAUGCUCAACCUGAUCACCCUAGUGCCCAUAAACAACUACCUGUUCGCCACCAGUACCUGGUUCAUGGCAUGGGGUAUGCAGUCGGUGGUAUUUGCCUGGCUGGUCACCAUUGUGCUGCGCGAACCGGCCGAAUUGGUUGGCUGGGCGCAAACAGCGUUAUUGCUGCCCGGCAUGCUGUUUAUUCUGCUGGCCGGGGUGAUAGCUGAUCGCGUGGGGCCCGACCGUCAGGCACUUUUUGCACAACUGGCCGGAGCAGUGGUGCCCUGGAUUCUGAUCGCGGCAAUUUACGCAGGUUGGUUGAGUUUCCCUGUCAUGCUGGUUUACGCCGUGCUGAUGGGUCUGGUUCAGGCCUUUGUUACCCCAGCCAGAGACGGUUUGCUGAAUCAUGUGUCGGGCAACAAGGUGCAGCAUACGGUUUUGCUGACCAGCCUGUUCCAAUUCGGUUUCCAGAUUGUCGGCUAUGGGAUCGCUGCGUUUUCGGAUCUUCUUGGUGCUUCUGUGGUGUUGGCAAUGCAGAGCCUGUGUCUGCUGGCUGGCGUUGUGGCCUAUUGGCAAAUACGUCAAUCCGGCAUCGUUGAAACACAGCCCCGCACCACUGACUCUGUCCUGCAGAGUGUUCUCCAGGGUGCCAGAACCGUCGCCGGCUCACCCGUCAUGCGUACAGUGGUGAUACAGAAUGUCGCCAUGGCAAUGUUUUUCAUGGGCUGUUUUAUUGUCUGUUUUCCGCUUGCCGUGCGGGAAGUGUUUAACGGGUCCUCCACCAGUCUUGGGCUGCUCAAUGGCCUGAAUUCAGCAGGUCUUGCGUUGACCAUUCUGGUGAUGUUGAGAAUCGGCUAUGUGAAACGUGCGGGACGUGCUUUGUUGGUGGCCCAGGGGUUGGGGUCCAUGGUGCUGAUUCUCAGUGGUAGCGUCCAAAGUUUUACUGUGUUUAUUGUUCUGGUUUUCUGUUGGGGUUUAUGUGGUGGUGCUGCGAUGCCGAUGUCUCGAACCAUGAUGCAGGAGUUAGCGCCGCCGUCGCAGCGUGCCCGUGUUAUGAGUUUCUAUGCCUUUUCGUUUAUGGGCGCGGGUCCCAUUGGUACCUUGUUUGCCGGCUAUCUGUCUGAGCUUGUUGGUCCGCAGAUGGCGAUUCAGAUAUCCGGAGCGCUGAUGCUGACCGUUGUGGUACUUGUCGGCCUGACUUCACCAUUGUGGCGCGAAAAUUUUGAGCAAGGGCUGAUGGUGACUUCGGUCAAAGUGCUGACCACACACGCAGACCCGGUGACUGGUGUUCUGCAGGGCGUUGAUGAUGUGCUGGCACGUACGGGCAUUGCCGCGGCUGAUGUGCAGCUAGUACUGCAUGGCACCACGCUUGCGACAAACGCCUUGAUAGAGCGUCGUGGCGCAAAAACCGCAUUGCUGACCACUGCUGGACACCGUGAUGUGCUUGCCAUGGCCUUUGAAAACAGAUUUGAACAGUAUGAUGUGAACAUCGACCGGCCCGCCCCGCUGGUGCCCCGCCACUGGCGGGUAGGAGUUGCCGAGAGAGUGGCUGCUGAUGGUCAGACUCUGCUGGCUUUAGAUGAAAGCGGGCUCAUGUCUGAAGUGCAUGCGCUGGUAGAGCAGGGCGUUGAAUCCUUAGCUGUCGGCUUUCUGCACAGCUAUCGCCAACCUGCCCACGAGCUUCGUGUUGCACAGCUUGUUAAACAGAGUUUUCCGCAACUUUGGGUUUCGUUGUCCUGCGAGGUUUGUCCGGAAAUACGUGAGUACGAACGUAUGUCCACAACCACCGCAAAUGCUUAUGUGAAGCCGCUGAUGGCCGGUUACCUGGAGAGAUUGCGAGCCGUUCUGGUUGAACGUGGUUUCAACUGCAAGGUGCUUUUGAUGACCUCCGGUGGUGGCUUGACGACGCUGGAUGCGGCAACUCGAUUUCCGAUUCGUCUGGUUGAGUCCGGUCCAGCUGGCGGUGCGAUGCUGGCUGCAAGUGUGGCUAAAUCUCAUGAGGAAAGCAGCGUGGUUUCUUUUGAUAUGGGUGGCACCACCGCCAAGCUGUGUUUAAUUGAGAAGGGUGUGCCGCAACAUUCACGCGCUUUUGAAGUCGACCGCAGUUAUCGAUUUAAAAAAGGCAGCGGCCUGCCAGUCAGAAUUCCGGUUGUGGAGAUGGUUGAAAUUGGUGCUGGCGGCGGGUCCAUCGCCAGUCUGGACAGUUUGAAACGGAUUCACGUCGGCCCUCAGAGUGCGGGUUCUGAGCCCGGGCCAAGCUGCUACGGGCGCGGUGGGACGUUGCCGACAGUCACCGAUGCAGAUCUGCUACUGGGUCGUCUGCUGCCGGAAAAUUUUGCUGGUGGCAGAGUGAACCUCUCGGUUGAGGCGGCGACCGAGGCACUUGAGCACCAUAUCGCGCAGCCGCUGUCACUGGAUGUAUUGUCUGCGGCGCUGGGGAUCAGCGAAAUUGUCGAUGAGAACAUGGCUGCUGCUACCCGUGCGCAUGCAGCAGAGUGGGGCAAACGUGUACAAGGCACCUGUCUGGUUGCGUUUGGUGGUGCUGCACCGCUACACGCGGCGCGCCUGGCCCAGAAGUUGAAAAUCCCGCGGGUGCUGAUUCCGCCCGGCGCGGGUGUGGGUAGCGCCAUCGGGUUUCUACUCGCCCCGGUGCGAUAUGAAUUAGUGCGUAGCGCUUACGCGCUGUUGGCAGAGCUCGACCAGGCAGAAGUCACGGGACUGUUUAAACAGAUGCGCGCCGAGGCUGCCGAAGUGCUCGAUGAUGCUGGCGCUACGGGUGAGCGAGAAGAGCGGCGGGAAGGUUAUAUGCGAUAUGUCGGGCAGGGUUACGAGAUUGCCGUAGAUGUCUCAGACCUGCAGGCGCUGUCUGUUGAUGAUAUCCGUAGUCGUUUCGAACGUACUUACGAGCACCUGUAUGGGCGCACUAUUCCGGAUCUGGCCAUAGAAGUGCUCAGCUGGACGUUAUCACUCUCCAGUGAACCGAUGACAAAAACCUUACAGGCGGCAGAUGCCCAGGCCAUGGAGCAGGCGGUGAGUGAUCAGGUUCAGUGGUGGUCAGGUGAUAGCGCGUUUACCGCAAAGGUCUUGCCGCGUGCAGAGCUGCAGGUGGGUCAGAGCUAUGCCGGUCCGCUUGUGAUCGCUGAGACUCAGACGACCACAAUUGUGCCAGCGAGCGCCCGGGUUUCUGUCUGCGCAGAACAGGCGCAGGUGUUAAUGCGUACCGCGUUCAGCACUGUUGUCCGUGAAGCGGGUGAUCUGUCCGCCGGUGUGUUCAACCCUGCUGGUGACAUGCUUGCACAAGCGGUGACGGGCACACCCGGGCAUGUUAAUUCGAUGGCGGCAGCAGUGGCUAAAUUUCUUGACAAAUUUCCUCUGGCCACCCUGCAACCGGGCGAUGUGCUGCUGACGAAUGAUCCCUGGGACGGUACCGGACACCUGAAUGACUUCACCGUGGUGACGCCGGUUUUUUCCGCACAGGGGUGUGUUGCUUUGUUUGCCUCGACCAGCCACAUCGCAGAUGUUGGCGGGCGCGGUUUUGGGCCUGACGCAAAUGAUGUUUUUGAAGAAGGUCUGCGUAUUCCUAUUUCGCAUCUUUUUCGCGCCGGUAUACGCAACGACGUGCUCAUGGACAUACUGCUGGCUAACGUUCGCGAUCCGCUGGUGGCGCAGGGUGAUCUGUAUUCCUUGACCGCGUGCAACGAUGCUGGUGCAGCGGCGCUGCUGGAUAUGAUGCAGGACUUGUCUUUGCCUGAUUUGGAUGAGUUGGGGGCUACCAUCAUCCAGCGUUCAGAUGACGCCAUGCGGGAGCAGAUUGCACGCUUGCCUCAGGGACGUUAUGCCUAUGCCAUGACCGUAGACGGCUACGACGAACCGGUUGAGAUCAAAGCCGAGAUGCAUAUUGACGGCAGACAGAUCACAGUGGAUUUUGCAGGUUCUUCCGGGGCCAGCCCUCGAGGGAUAAAUGUGCCCUUAGCCUACACCCAGGCUUAUGCUUCUUUUGGUGUUCGUUGCCUGGUGGGAAAUGAGAUACCUAAUAAUGCAGGAUCACUUGCGGCGAUACAUGUGCGAGCACCACAAGACACCUUGCUGAACGCACGCUCGCCCAGAGCGGUAUCUGCCCGCCACAGUAUUGGCCAGAUGUUGCCUGAUGUGGUGUUGGGGUGUCUUGCUCAGGUGUUACCGGAAUCCGUGCCAGCUGAGGGUGCUUCGUGUAUCUGGAAUCCAGUCUUCAUGCAUGCAUUAGGUGCUGCUGAUGAUCAGCAGUUUGUGAUCAACCCGAUCUUCAAUGGGGGUACCGGAGCGCGUCCACACAAAGAUGGCUUGUCCACUACAGCGUUUCCCUCUGGCGUACGGACUACCUCGACUGAAGUUAAUGAAGUGACCUCACCUUUACUGUUCUGGUGUAAAGAGUACACGCCCGGUUCGGGCGGAGAAGGCCGGUUCCGGGGUGGUCUGGGACAGACGAUCCGGGUCAGUCAUAGAUAUGCACAGCCGUUCGUGAUCUCCAAGAUGUUUGAUCGUAUUGUGCAUCCAGCGCGUGGUCGCGCACGCGGUUUGGAUGGUGGGCCAGGGGCGGUGACCGUCGAGCAUGCGGAUGGCACCUCACAGUCUCUGGCGGGAAAAGGCCGCGAGCAGGUGCCAGCACAGGCUACCCUGGUGCUGAAAACACCGGGUGGAGGUGGAUUCGGUCCAGUGGAAAAGCGCACGCGGCAAGCAGAGCAGGCGGAUCAACAGGACAAAUGGCUGUGCCAGGGUCCUGAGUCCGAUUUCCCUUGCAAACUGAGCGUGCUUUUGCGUCGAUUAAAUGUAUUUUUUCUGGUUCUCGCCAGCCUGCUGACUUCGUCUGCUGUGGUCGCGGUGACACCGCUUGAUCGCAGUGAUCUGCAAUCAGCCUGCGAAGCCUACGAAGAUGAUCCGGCAAGCCCAUCUGGCUUGCAUUGUGUGCUUUAUAUUCAAGGUUUUCUAGACGGCGCGGUGGCCACCGACGAGCGUGUCACCAUGAACAUCGCUGACGAACUGGACCGGUCCGAAACCCUGACUGAACGCGCUAUUCGUACGCGUCUUGGUGAUCGGGUCAGGGUCAGUGGACCCACCAUCUAUGCUGAGUAUUGCGUCGGUGAUCCGGUACCGGUGCAGGAAUUAAUCAGCCAUGUGCUGGAGCAACUCAGCGAUCCCGACGAGACAACACCCGCUCUGGCUCGAGACGUUGUUUACGCUCUGCAUCUGAGCUAUCGGCUCAUCCCUUUCUGGGGCUGGCUUGCUAUUGAGCUGGUGAAAUCGAAUCUUGAGGUGGCGCGCAUCGUUCUGUCGCCGAAAAUGCCUAUCACCCCGACGGUUGUGCAACUGACGGCGCAAACCAAGAAUCCGGUCCUGCAGGCGAUUUUGGGUAAUUCAAUUACAUUGACCCCGGGCACAGUCACGCUGGAUGAUCACGAAGGCGAAUUGUUGGUUCACUGCCUUACUCGGCAAGGUGCGGAUGCCCUGCUGGAAGGGGAUAUGAACCGGCGUGUUUCGACGAGCACUGAUAUGCAAUUAGGUCUCGAUAUUCUGAGUUGGGGUCUGCUUGCUGGUGGUGGCUUGUUUGUGCUCAUUGGGGGCAUAGGCAUCAUGCGUCUGCCAGAUCUCUAUACCCGCAUGCAUGCGGCCAGUCUGACGGACACUAUGGGUACAGUGAUGAUCCUGUUGGGCAUCAUGUUGCAGGCGGGUUUGUCCCUCGCGGCUGUAAAGCUUGCUGCCAUUGCCGUUUUCCUGUUGCUGACUGGACCCACUGCAACCUAUGCGUUGGCAAAUGCAGCGAUGCUCUCCGGACAUGCAGCCGUGACAGUUCUGUUCGGCAUAUUUCUGCUUACUUUGCUGGUCAUUUCGGCAAUCGGCAUAGUCCGUGCUGAAAACCUGUUCACCGCCGUCAUGCUGACGGGCAUUUUUUCGCUCCUGAUGGCGUCUAACUUCUUUGUGCUGGAUGCGGCCGAUGUCGCGUUAACCGAAGCAGCUGUAGGCGCGGGUGUGUCCACUGUAUUGUUGUUGGGUGCUUUGGCGCUGAUUCCCCCAAACGAAAAUCGUCCCAAGGGUGUGCGUUGGCUUGCACUUUCGGUUGUUACCCUCACUGCGCUUACCGUAGGGUAUGCUACUUUCGAGAAACCGCGCCUGGGAGAUCCAGAAGCGCCGGUGCACCAGCAUGUUGCGCCAUGGUAUCUGGAGCAGACACCUGUACUUAUUGACAUACCUAAUGUCGUCACCGCCGUGCUGGGUUCCUAUCGCGGCUAUGACACUUUAGGCGAAGUGAUUGUUGUGCUUACCGCAGGCAUAGGGGUUUUAUUCCUGCUUGGUCUGCCGGGGGCGUUUGGCGAUCGUAAGCCAGAAGAUGUUGCUGGUGGCCGUACUUAUCUCAGUCACCACCUUGUGCCACAGGUUGUCGGGCAACUGCUUAUACCUUUCAUUAUCCUGUUUGCGCUGUAUGUUCAAUUCCAUGGGGAAUACGGGCCUGGCGGCGGAUUUCAGGCAGGCGCAAUUUUUGCGGCUGCACUUAUUCUGUUUGCGCUAAUUCAGGGUGAGCGGGAAGCGCUUGUUCUAAUACCUCCUCGCGUUCUUGUUGUGUUGAUGGCGACGGGUGCGUUGCUUUAUGGCAGCGUUGGUUUGGUGACUAUGUUGUUAGGUCAGCAGUGGGGCAUUAUCCUCAUUGAGCUAGGUGUUGGCAUUUCGGCGGCGGUUUUUCUGCUGUACAUCACUAUGGAUAAAGUUGAUGGCGGCACAGUACUGAUUCUCACCGCAAUUGUUGUGGGUAUCUCUACCAUCGCAUUGGGCCUGGCUGUUGUUGUUCGCAUCUACGAGGCUUACGGCACCAUCGAAGACGAUGAAAUUCAACAGGCGAUUGUGGUGCCGAUGUUGUCAGCGCCAAUGAUCAUGUUGUUGCGUGGCGGGAGUUUAGCCUGGGCAACAGCAACUGCCGCAAGUGUGAUGGCGUUCUGUAUUGCUGUUGCGCUGACGCUUGGGGUUCGCGAUUUAGGCGUGCUGACUUAUGCAAUGGGUGGUUGGCCCGCGCCGUUUGGCAUUGAGCUGAGAAUUGAUGCUUUGAAUGCGCUUCUUUUGCUUGUGACAACGGGUGCAUCUAGUGUGGCCCUGCUCAGCGGUCGUGUGAGUUUAGCUCGUGACCUUCCUGAAGGUCAGCAGCCCCUGUUUUAUGCCGCCUGGAUGAUUGCGUUGACUGGUUUGUCAGGUAUCGCGGUUACCGGCGACGCAUUUAACGUCUUCGUUUUUAUGGAGAUUUCCUCCCUGGCAGGUUACAUCCUGGUAGCAGCCGGUCCUGAUAGACGGGCACUGACUGCAACCAUCAAGUAUCUGGUGAUGGGUACUAUUGGUGCCACCUUCUAUCUGAUUGGCGUUGGUCUUGUUUAUAUGAUGACCGGUACGCUCAACUUUGCCGAUAUGGAGGGGCGUCUGGUUGAAGUGGGUGAUCAGACCCCGAUACUGGUUGCUGCCGGUUUCAUCACCGUGGGGCUGGCGUUGAAGGCCGCAGUGUUCCCGCUACAUGUCUGGUUACCUAAUGCUUAUCAUCACGCACCACAUAUGGUCACCGCCUUUAUGGCGGCUUGUACCACGAAAGUGGCGUUAUAUGUAUUGUUGCGCUUCGAUUUUGUCGUUUUUCAAGGCAACCUGACCGGGCAUAUGACCCAAUAUGCGGGUUUUCUUGCACCGUUGGCCAUUCUUGGAAUUCUGGUCGGCUCAGCCGUAGCGGUGGUCGAAGGACACUUAAAGAGAUUGUUGGCCUAUUCCUCCGUCGCGCAGAUAGGCUACAUUCUGCUGGGUGCUAGUUUUGGCGACGUCCAAGGUCUGACCGCAGCAUUUACUCACAUGUUUAACCACGCGCUGGCCAAAGGCGGCUUGUUUCUGGUGCUGGCUGCUUUUGCACUUCAAACCAGUGGGCUGCGAAUGACGGAUAUUGCUGGGCUUGCCCGUCGCAUGCCACUGACUUCAGCGGCCUUGUUGAUUCUAGGCGCUAGUCUCGUUGGCAUUCCAGGCACUGCUGGUUUUGUCUCGAAAUGGCUAUUGCUGUCCGCAGCGUUCCAACAGGGUCCGCUGGGUAUUGCCGCGGUUGCGGUUGUUGUGCUGAGUUCACUGGCCGGUGUGGUCUACGUGUGGAAAAUUGUUGAGCAGCUUUAUUUUGGUGAGCCCCCGGAGACUUCUGCUGCGACAGCGUCCAAUGCCGGAGCAAUCCCGUUCAAGUCCGAAGCGCCUGCAAUGCUGCUGUUGGGAAUCUGGGUGGUUGCUCUGGCGAAUAUUUAUUUUGGUCUGUUUCCCGGAUUCACGGUCAGCUUGUCUGAAAGUGCCGCAAUGGGCGCCAUUCUGAUCAGUAUGACCGGGCGCUGGCCGAACCUUCGUGAAACCAUCACGCUAGUGACCGCCGUUUCCGUUGCCCUGGUGGUAGCCUCGCUGGUGCCUGAGGUGAUGGACGGUGGUCGUCCUGCCCUGAUGGUCGCCGAGUUGUUUGAUGGUUUACAGAUAGCCUUCACCGUAGAGCCGCUCGGCAUGUUGUUUGGCGCCCUUGCCGCAACCCUCUGGAUUGUUAAUUCGAUCUAUUCCAUUGGUUAUAUGCGCGGCAACAACGAGAAAAAGCAGACCCGUUUUUAUGUCUGUUUUGCCAUCGCGAUUGCCGCUGCCCUGGGUGUUGCGUUUGCCGGCAAUCUGCUGACCCUGUUUCUGUGUUAUGAAAUUCUGACGCUGUCGACUUAUCCACUUGUCUCGCACAAGGGUGAUAAGGCGACGGUUGCCUCAGCCAGGGUUUAUCUCGGCAUUCUGCUGGGCACCUCUAUCGGUUUAUUGCUGCCUGCAAUCAUCUGGACCUAUCUGGUUGCAGGCACCUUGACCUUCGCUCCGGAAGGUAUCCUUGCGGGCCACAUCAGUGGUCCUGCUGUGGGUCUGCUGCUGGCGCUGUUUGUUUUUGGCGUGGGUAAAGCCGCCGUCAUGCCCGUGCAUAAGUGGUUACCCGCAGCAAUGGUUGCGCCAACCCCGGUGAGUGCUUUGUUGCACGCAGUGGCGGUUGUGAAGGCGGGUGUAUUCACCAUCACCAAGGUGAUCAUUUAUGUCUUUGGGGUUGAUAAUCUGUUUUCAGAGCCUUCAAGUGGCUGGCUGAUGUACGCUGCGGCGUUCACCAUUCUUGCCGCCAGUGUGGUGGCGCUGCGUCAGACAAAUCUGAAACGUAUGCUGGCUUACUCCACGAUCGGUCAGUUGUCUUAUGUGAUUAUGGCGGCGGCGCUGUUGAAGCCGCUGUCAGAGAUUGGUGCAGCGGUGCAUAUUGUCGCGCACGCGUUUGGCAAGAUCACACUGUUCUUUGCCGCCGGCGCUAUCUACACCGCAGCGAAGAAGACAGAGCUCAGCCAGCUCAGCGGGAUCGGUGCACGCAUGCCCUGGACCAUGGCAGCCUUUACCAUUGGCGCUUUGUCGAUGAUUGGCGUGCCGCCCACAGGUGGGUUUGUUUCUAAAUGGUUCAUCCUUGCUGGUGCGUUCGAAAGUGAUAACUACGUGGCCAUAUUUACCAUCAUCGCCAGUACGGCAUUAAACGCUGCGUACUUUUUGCCCAUUAUUUUUGCCGCCUGGUUCGGGCGUGAGGCAGAAGGUGGUAAAGACCACGGCGAAGCGCCCUGGCCCAUGGUACUGGCGUUGUCUUUGACCGCUCUGGCGACGUUGGGCUUUUUCUUCUUUAAUCAGCCGGUUCUGGAUGACCACUGGCUGGUGCGGCCGGCGACCAUCCGCAAACUCUGGAUUGUCUUCAGCAUCGUGCUGGCGCUGACAGUUAUCAGCCAGUUUUUCAUCAAAAUUAAAGGCUAUUUCGGCAUCGAUGGCUGGUUUGGCUUUGGCGCUGUUUAUGGACUCCUGGCCUGUGUUUUGAUGGUGGUGACUAUUACGAUGAUUGAUAUGGUCAUUCCACCUGCAUUUGUGCUGCUCGCUGGUGCACUGUUGAUCGGCAUCACCCGGGGUUGGCUGCGUACGGCGGUAUUGCUGUUGGCGCCGCUGGCGACGCUCUGGGCGGUAUGGCAGGUGCCGGACGGUGUAGCAGUGACUUCCUAUUUCCUGGGUUAUGACAUUGAACCCGUCGAAGGCAGCGCCCUGCGUCGCCUGUUUGCCACCAUUUUUUCCGUCAUGGCUUUUGUUGGUGGCCUGUUUGCCUUCCGUCAGGCGCGUUGGUACGAACUGGCUGCUGCUUAUGCGUACGCGGCGGGUGCAGUGGGCGUAUGUUUUGCCGGAGAUCUGAUCACGCUGUUCCUGUACUGGGAACUGAUGGCGAUAUUCUCCACUGUUGUGGUUUGGGUGGGGGGCACGCCCCAGGCCAGAGCGGCGGGCAUUCGCUACGCCAUUAUGCACUUGUUAGGUGGUGUUAUUCUCAAGGUGGGCAUCGAAGGUAUUGUGGUGCAUACCGGUUCUGUCGAUAUCCAACCCAUGCUGGCGACCAAUUUUGAUACCUGGAUGGUGCUCAUUGGUAUUUUGAUCAAUGUGGCCGCGCCGCCGGUUUCAGCCUGGCUGGCAGAUGCUUAUCCUGCCUCGAGCCCAACAGGCUCAGUUUUCCUUUCCGCGUUUACCACCAAAUCCGCGGUGCUUGCACUGAUCCUCCUGUUUCCGGGUGAAUCCGUACUGAUCUGGAUUGGUCUGUAUAUGGUGUUUUACGGCAUCAUCUAUGCGCUGCUGGAGAACGAUGCGCGACGAAUCCUGGCCUAUUCAGUGGUCAACCAGGUUGGGUUUAUGGUGGUCGCUGUGGGCAUUGGCACCGAAAUGGCACUGAAUGGUGCAGCCGCCCAUGCGUUUGCACACAUCAUUUAUAAGGCGCUGUUGUUCAUGUCUGCCGGCGUGGUGUUAUACCGCACCGGCUUUUCCCGUUGUACCGAUCUUGGUGGCCUGUUUCGUACCAUGCCGUUUACCACCCUGUGCGGCAUUAUCGGCGCUUUAGCCAUCUCCAGCUUUCCGCUGACUUCAGGUUUUACCACCAAAACGUUGAUUUCCGUAGCUGCUGAACAGCAGGGUCUGGUGGUGGUCUAUAUGCUGCUUGCCGCUGCCUCAGCAGGUGUAUUUCUUCAUGCGGGAAUCAAAUUCCCGUGGUUUGUCUUUUUUCAGAAAGAUUCCGGUCUGCGACCGAAAGAUGCGCCCUGGAACAUGGCUCUGGCGAUGGGCAUAUUUGCCUUCCUGUGUAUUUUUCUGGGUGUUUAUCCUGAGCCGUUGUGGGCGCUAUUGCCUUAUCCCAUGGAAUACGAAGCUUAUACGCCGGGUAAGGUACUGUUUUAUCUGCAGCUGCUGCUGUUCUCCGGCCUGGCUUUUUUCCUGCUGUUACCCUGGAUGCAACGCACCCUCACCAUCUCCCUGGAUACAGACUGGUUAUGGCGUGUAUUGGGGCGGCGUAUCGCGCUUGCUGUGAUAGCCGCGGUGGCUGCGACAGGUGCUGGGCUAGGUCGGUACAACCGCACUUUGGAUUGUGGUGCUGCUGACAACCUACGUGGCACAAUAGCAGCCAUGCAAAGAUCCAUAGCAGAUUGGGGCGGCAACAUUGCUGCUUUUAUCGUCGUCCUGGUUGCCAAUACCCUCGCUAACGCGGUGCCCCUGGGUGGCCAGACGACCGGCGAGAUAUCCGACAAAUACCCCUCAUUGUUCACGCCAGCGGGUUAUGUCUUCUCCAUCUGGGGUCUGAUUUACCUGACGUUGUUGUUUUUUAUUGUCUGGCAGGCGUUGCCUGCACAGCGUGACAGCGUGUUGUUGAAAACACUGCGGGUUCCGUUCCAGGUCAGCUGUCUGUGCAACGCUGGGUGGAUUUUUGCCUGGCAUUACGAUCAGCUGUUUCUGUCCUUUGCAAUCAUGCUGGGGCUGCUGUGGAUGCUGGUCACCGUCUAUACACGGCUCAAUCUUGAUCGCGCCGCUCAUAACCUGGGUGAGCGCGUUUUCUUAUAUCUGCCGUUCAGCUUGUACACCGCCUGGAUCAGCGUUGCGGUCAUCGCCAAUGCCAGUGCGAUACAGAUUACCUAUGGUUGGAACGAGACAGUUUUCAGCCCGGUUGUCUGGACCGUGUUGAAGCUGGCGGCUGCCGGUACGGUGGCCGUUGGCGUCCUGUUUCGUUUCCGUGAUCCCGCAUGGAUGUUGGUGCUGGCCUGGGCGAGUAGGGCUCUGGAUGUGGCCUGUGGCGAAGGUCGGCACGCUUUGUGGCUGGCGGAGCAGGGCUGGCAGGUCACCGCUGUAGAUUUUUCUGCUGUAGGACUGGCCAAGGCCCGGCAAAUUGCUGAACAGCGUGGGCAGAAUGUGCGCUGGCUGCAACACGAUGUCACCCAGCGGAUGGAUGAUCUCGGAUUGUUUGACCUGGUGGCGGUGGUUUUUCUGCAUACAGACCCAUCCAGUCGGAACAUAUGGUUUGCCCAUGUCAGAAACUGUGUCGCCCCCGGUGGGAUGCUGGUUUACAUCGGGCACGAUCCGCGCAAUAUUGAUAGUGGUAGCGGUGGGCCUGAUCGGCCGGAAGUUCUGCCCGAUGCUAGUGAGGUCAUCACCAUGACACUCAAGGCAAGGAAUGAGCUGAAUUUGGCGUAUACCGCUUCGUCUGCUGAGUCGUUGCAACCCUUUGAGGCUGCGCUGACGUCUUAUCUUGGUGCGCGUCCAGACGUGAUGGCAAUCCUCGAUGGUUUGCAAAGUGCAGAUCCUGAUAUGUUCAUGGCCCGGGUGUUUCGCGGUUAUUUACUGAAACUCGCCGGGCAUCCGCAGUUCAGCGGCGCGCUCACAGACCUGGUGAAACAACUCGAAGACCAAGUUCGUGCCCAGGCGCUGACCUCGCGGGAACAGACGCACCUGCAGGUCCUGAAGUUCUGGAUCGAAGAUCAAAGCGCAGCAGCGUUGUCUCUGCUUGAACAACUGCUGUUGGAACAUCCGCUGGAUAUGCUGGCGCUGCGCAUAGCGCACUAUCUGCAUUUUUAUGACGGUAGCGGCGCAGCCAUGAGUGCAUCCACCGGGCGUGUGUUGGGUGCAUGGCCGCAGAAUCAUCCGCAUUAUCCCUUUUUGCAGGGUAUGCAUGCCUUUGGUCUGGAGGAGUCGGGUGACUAUGAACAGGCGUUGGCGCUAGGCCAGGAUGCGGUGCAGGCCAACAGUCAGGAUAUCUGGGCGACACAUGCCGUGGCUCAUGUGUAUGAAAUGCUGGGAGAGCAUGAGCAGGGUUUCAACUGGUUGACACAAACUGAACCGGGUUGGAAAGACACGAAUAAUUUUCGUUACCACGUUAUCUGGCACCAGGCGCUUUUCUGCCUUGGGCUUGGUGAACACGACCAGGCACUUUCUAUUUACGAUAACCAGCUGGCAGACAGUGUCGCAGAUGAUUUUUACCUGGAUAUCUGCAACAACGCUGCACUGCUGUGGCGACUGGAAUUCCUGGGUGUGGACGUAGGGGAACGCUGGCAGCCGCUGGUAGAUACCUGUGCCCGUCACUGCAACGACCGCGAAUUGCUGUUUGCUAAUCUGCAUUAUCUGAUUCCGCUGGCGGUCACCUGCGCACCAGCGCUUGAACCCGCGCUUGAAAACCUGUCCGACUGGGCACAAGGCUCUACGGACCAGGCCGUAUUAUGUCGUGAGGUAGGGGUUGCGUUGGCUCAGGCAGUGGCACAGGCACCGCAACAGCCGGAUGCUGCGUUGGAACCGCUGCUGGCGGUUAAAGAUGAAACUUAUCGCAUCGGUGGCAGUAAAGCACAGCGCGAUUUGUUCCGUCUGUUGGGUCGUCACGCUGCUGUACAGCCGCCGAAAAGCUACAGUCAUGUCUUCUUAGAAGACACGGACCGUCCUUUGGCGGAGAAAAUCAAUCCGAAUCUGCGUUAUGCAAUGUUUUCAACCAUUGCCACUGGCGGCAAGUCGCUGAUCAAAUCCUGCAAAGACUUACAUCUGUCCAGAGUGGUCUGUUACAAAACCCUGCGUCCCGAAUUUGCCAAGGAUGAAAUAGAACAGCGCAGACUGCUGCGAGAGGCACGGGUUUCUGCAAUGUUGCAGCAUCCGAAUACGGUGCCUACCUACGAGCUGGGACGCGAUCGCGCCGGUAACUAUUACUUCACCAUGAAACUGGUACACGGAUACACACUCCGGGAGAUUCUGGAUUUUCGCGAACGAUACGACUUAACUCAAUUGGUGGAUGUCAUCGUGCAGAUCUGCCAUGCGUUGGAAUAUGCGCAUACCCAUGGUGUUGUGCACCGAGACAUCAAGCCUGAGAACAUACUGGUUGGCCCCUAUGGUGAGGUGCUGUUGCUGGAUUGGGGUCUGGCCAAAGUCUGGAAUGCUGACGGAUCCACCAACACAGAAGCUACGCAGAUUGAUCUAGACCCUGCAGCUAACCCCUCGUUAACGUCCAGAGGUGCGUUACAGGGCACAGCGUCUUACAUGUCGCCGGAGCAGAUUCAGAGAGACCCGAAUAUUGAUGCGCGUACAGAUGUGUACAGCAUCGGCGCGGUGCUUUACGAAAUUCUUUGCGGUUCGACAACCUCCGGUCUUGAUCAGGUUGACAAGAUCGUCAACGCUACACUUUAUGACGAACCACCCAAACCCUCAACGGUGAGUGACAUACAUGUGCCUUCGCUGUUGGAGUAUGCCUGUAUGCAGUGCCUGCAGAAGAACCCUGAUAACCGUCUGGCCUCCAUUGCCGAAUUGCUGCGGUUAUUGCAGGAAGACUGGCAAACCGACCUGGUUGAGCAACUCAGUGAUGACCUCUGGGUGUUGCGUGGUUUUGGCGGCAACACGGCGGUGCUUAAAACCCGGGCAGGUACGGUGGUUGUGGAUACCAUGACCUUUGGCAUUCAAGGCGAUCAUAUCCGUGAAACAGCUCGUGAGCUGACAGGUAUGCCAACGGUGAUGGUUAUCAACACGCAUUACCACCUCGAUCAUACCCACGGGAAUCCUGCAUUCGAGCCAGGCACCCGGGUCCUGUCUACCGAACGCACGCUGAAGUAUUUACUCACGGUGGAUGCAGAUUUCUGGCAGGGUGGGGCUGCUGAACUGAUGCCCAACGAGACAUUUUCAGAUCGGCAGACAUUGUUUGUUGGCGAUAAAAAAAUUGAUCUGGUCCACCCUGGUCCAGGGCAUACCGAUGGUGACCUGGUGGUGAUCUUUGUGGAUGAAGGUGUGGCUCAUCUGGGUGAUCUUUUCUUUAAUGGGCACUAUCCGAAUAUUGACCUCGAGGCUGGGGGUACCGUGCAGAGUUGGCCGGAGACUCUGGAUAAGGUGCUGGCGUUGAACUUUGACCGGGCUAUUCCCGGCCAUGGUGCAACUACGGACCGAAAUGGCAUUCGCGAUUUUCAGCGCUUUCUGCAGCAGUUGGGUGAUAUUGGUAAACAGGCGGCUGCUGAAAACUGGACGUUGGAUCAGGUCAGGUCAACCCAGGCACUUACCGAGGAUGCCGGUUAUGAGCCCAUUGAGUUUAUUGUCUCCCUGGGUCUCGACCGCGGCUUUGUGCUGCAACGGGCCUGGGAAGAGACCACCGGGCAAUUUGUCAGGUCCAUCGCUAUCUGCAGCAGCUUCGUUCAUAGCAUCCGCUUCGAGCACCCGUGCACCGCGCAAGAUGCCGCCAAGGGCAUAGUUGCCUUCAUGGCAGGAGUCGGGCAGGUGAUCUGCGUCUAUGCGCACUACGCGGGCAUCGUGGUUCAUUUCGUUAAAAAUGAUGAUACAACGCUCGGCCAGUGGACGAUUCUCGGGAUUGUCGUAUGGUCCCACACCUUUUUCUAUCCACCAGGCAGUGCCGGUGUUUUCAUGAAAGUUGGCCCGCUGUGCCAUGGCUUUCUGCAUGCCCUGAGGAGACAGCUUCGGCAGACGACCGUUGGCAGGCUGAUUGAUGAUGGACGUUCGAUACAGGCCAUCCAGGAGGAAUUUACUGUCGCCGAUAUCUACAUAAAAUGCGUUGUAUCCACCGACGCCGCCUGCAGCACCGGAAAACUCCGGUAUGUAAAUUUCUGUGCCGCCUUCCGGGGGUGCUUCCCGGUCAGGGUCGCUUUUCUCAUCGUCUUUGGCCAGAUUGUCAGCCCAGUACUUUGCUGUCGCUUUUGCUUCUUCUUCGGUGACAAAGGCGCGGUCUCCGAAUUCUUCGGGGCGUUGCAGCGGGGUGAGCGUUGCGAUGUUGUAAGCUCGGAAUAUUUGCAAUUUGAACUAGGCUUAGCGAGGUUGUGGUUGGUAGCUGUAUGCCUUCUGGCAGGGCCACACCUGUACGCUGAUCUGGUGGCGGAGUACCGCCUUGAUGCGCAACAGUGGAAUGGUACGCCGGGCGAGGUGAUUGACAGCUCUGGAAACGGCUUCGCCGGACGCGCGCGUAACACCAGUCCGGUUACCGGUUUGCUGUGUAAUGCCGCCGACCUGAGCGAUGGUGGCACCGCAGAUUAUCUGGAUCUGGAUCAUCGUGCGCUGGACGGUUUGCGUGAUUUCACCCUCAUGCUCUGGUACCGCUCCACAAAUAGCGACCGUUCGCUGUUGCUGAGCGCCGCGAAUGCCCGUGAAGAAAAAGAACUGUACUGGAUGACCCGGCGCGGGGAUCGUUUCGAACCGCAACUUUUUGAUGACAGUGAUGGCCGUAUAGACAUAGAGGAUAUUGAUGAUGGCGCCUGGCAUCACCUGGCCUGGACGCGUAUAGGUUCACGCAACUGUUUUUAUGUUGACGGGCAGCAGCAGGACUGCAACCAGUUGCCACAAGGGGCGCUGAAUGUCGACUUUACUGGAUUCAUCGUCGGUCAGGAGCAGGAUGAUAUUGGCUACGACUUCCGUAACAACAGGGGUGUCGAGGGUCUUGUCGAUGAACUCUAUGUGUUCGACGAAGGUCUUUCUGGUGAGGCGAUCGAAAGUAUUCGUGCGAAUAACGUAGCGGGCAACAGCUGGAAUGGUGCGCCUCGUCGCUGUGCCCGGGUUGAGCCGAGAGCGGCCUACUUUUUUGAUGAACCGAGCUGGUCCGGUGUCGCAGAUGAAGUGCGCGACAGCAGUGGCAACGGUUACGAUGGUAUCGCCAUCAACAGCACAACGACGCAGGGCCUGCUUUGCCGAGCGGCUGACUUGUCUGCAACAGAUACGUCGGACUAUCUGAGUCUGGAUUUUCAAGCGCUUAACGGCGUGCGCGAUUUCUCGAUAGGUUUCUGGGCGCGUACCUCAAAUUCAGCCAACAAAGCGUUUGUUUCCGGUGCACGUUCCGGUCAGGCAAAUGAGCUGAUUUUCUGGUUUAGCAGCGCGACCCGUUUUCGCCCGCAUAUAGAAAAUAAUAAUCGAGACGUUGUGGUACCAAACGUCUGGGAUAAUACCUGGCACCACUGGAUGUGGGUGCGCAAUGGGGCGUCAAACUGCAUCUAUCUGGACGGCACCCUACGUGGCUGCGUCAACUUGAUCACAAACUCUAUCGAUCUGGAUCCGCGAGGUCUGGUGAUUGGCCAGGAGCAGGAUUCUGUAGGCGGCAGGUUUGUUGCUUCCCAGAGUGUGCGCGGGGAAAUGGAUGAGCUGCUGAUCUUUGACCAAGCGCUCACCGCGUCCCAAGUUGCUGACAUAGUGGUUAACAAUCGCGACGGUUUGAGUUGGGAUGGCAGUGUGCGUUCAUGUCCCACGGUGGGUGCCAAUAUACUUCAGGUUGUCCAUGACGGAAACGGUAUUUACUGUAGUAGCGAGCGGAUUGGGGUGCGUGCCAUCAACGCCUCUGGCGACGUCGUUAGUGGGUAUGCGACCACAGUCACGCUGGAUACAGGUAGCGGCAGAGGCAACUGGGCGUUGGCUACCGGGGCCGGUACCUUAGUGGACGCAGUCGCUGAUGAUGGUCUUGCCACCUACAGCUUCAGCCCUGCUGAUAGUGGCGAAGCCUGGUUCGCGUUGAGCUAUCCCGACGGCCCUGCGGUGCUCGAUAUUGACGUUUUCGAAUCUGCGGAUCCCAACGUCCGUGAUACAGAUGCCGAAGGCACACUGAUCUUCUCUCCCACGGGUUUCACCGUCACCGCAAACCCGCUGUCUAACCCACCGGUCAGUCCGGUGUCUGAUCCUCUGUUAAGACAAACCGCAGGCACCGACUUUGAUAUUCAUCUAACGGCUUUUGGCACCACUGAAGAUGAUCCUGUAUGUGGCGUGAUCGAAGACUAUGAAGGUGUGCAGGCUGUGCAGAUCUGGCAGGAUCUGGUGGAUCCGCUUGCAGGAUCCGUUCGGGCGCUUGUUAAUGCCAGCCCUGUGGGAGUAAAUGCAGCUUCACCUGUGGUGCAGAAUAUUCUGUUCAGCGCAGGUCAGGCGGUUGUGUCAGCGAAGUACAAAGAUGUCGGGCGGCUGCGCCUGAAUUUUCAAGCCGGCAGUCUGACUGGGGCAACGGAUAGUUUUGUCAGCCCACCUGCGGAUCUUUCCAUCAGGCGGAUUGAAUCAUCUGCUGGUAUCCCCAAUCCCAGAGCUGACAGUCUUGCUGGUGCAGGGUUUGUCGCUGCAGGUGAGCCUUUCCGGAUAACUGUGGCCGCACUGGACGCUGAAUCUGAUCCAACACCUAACUAUGGUAAUGAGCUGGCCAGCGAGGGUAUUCGGGUGUCCGCGGUUGACUUGUUGCUGCCCGCCGGGGGGCGUCUUGGUCCUGCAGACGACGGUGUGCUGAACAAUGGUGACAGUUUUUCCCCAGCGGCUCCGCUGGGUUACUUCCUCAACAGUGAUAUUGCCUUUGACGAGGUAGGCAGUAUCACGCUGCAGGCCGAGGUUGGCGAUGGCAGCUAUAUGGACACUGGCAACGUUGUGGGCGGGCUCGCAGGUCCAGUGGGACGCUUCUAUCCGCAUCAUUUUGAGCUGCUUAACGCAACAGUGGAUACCCAGUGUUCAGGGUUUGCUUAUAUGUCAGCGCCGUCCGUUUCACUCACCGCUGAGAUCUAUGCGCGAAAUCAAAGUGGGUUCACAGUUGAAAAUUAUGAUGCGGUGCUGUUCAGUAAUGGGCUUGCACCGGUAGGUUUUGUCGCUGAGUUUCAGGAUAACGGUAUUGACCUGGGAUCCCGUUUAACCAUUGCUACUGCGCAAUGGCAGUCUGGUAGAUAUAAUGUGUUAGACACUGGCGCUGCCUUUGAGCGUCUGGGUGUCGCUGACGGCCCGUAUGAGCUGAUGGCAGUAGGUGUUUCAGUUAACGACACGACUGACACGCGCCAGCUUAUGGGGUUGGACAUGAAUGCUCAGGCUUCAGGCUUUUGUGCGCUGGGUGCUACCUGUAAUGCGCAACGCAUUGGCACCCUCAGUGCAUAUUUUGGGCGUAUGGUGAUUUUACCCAGCCAGGGCCCGGAAGAUCAGGAUCUGGAUAUCCGGCUGCAGACACAGGCUUUUCAAAAUGGUGCGUUUACCGCGUGGGUGAAACAGCUGUGUUGGGGCCGCUUGGCGCAACGCCUCUGGUAG